This is a messenger RNA of Rhagoletis zephyria (snowberry fruit fly), 813 nucleotides long. Its product is annotated as peptidoglycan-recognition protein SD-like. Lineage: Eukaryota; Metazoa; Arthropoda; Insecta; Diptera; Tephritidae. Gene Ontology annotation, biological process: innate immune response; peptidoglycan catabolic process. The record is from RefSeq and is a predicted model, not a curated record. Gene Ontology annotation, molecular function: zinc ion binding; N-acetylmuramoyl-L-alanine amidase activity; peptidoglycan binding.
UGUGUAUAAUUACUUUUUGCAACAUUUACCCAUAAAGUAGCUAUUUUGCUUGAAUUGUUUUCAGUUUAUUUACGACAGUGCACACCAACGAACUGGCCGUUUUGAGCGAAAUGUAUCAAAUUACGAAUAUAGUACUUGUGAGAUUUUUAAUAUUAUUUACCAGUUUUCCCGCUUUCCGAAACGUGUUUGUAGCAGCCGAUCCCAAUAUAAUAUCGAAAUCGCAAUGGAAUGGCGUUGAGGCGGUCAAUGAGCUCACACGACAAUCUUUGCCAGUUGGACGGGUAAUUAUUCUACACACAGCCGGUGUCGAAUGCCAAAAUGCGGACAGCUGCUCUCAGCAAGUUCGCAACAUUCAAAAUUAUCAUCUGCGGAGCUUGCAUUUCGAUGAUAUCGCCUACAAUUUUCUCAUCGGCAAUGAUGGCAGCAUUUACGAGGGACGUGGUUGGGAAUUUGUCAGCGCGGCUGUUAAAAAUUAUAAUGUUGGCAGCUUGAGUGUAGCUUUUAUUGGCACAUUCGAGAGUAGUACACCCAGCACAGAAGCCUUAGAGGCCGCCCAGGCACUAUUCGAUACGGGUGUGCGUACGGGAAAAUUAACUGAGGAUUAUAAACUUUUUGGACAUCGCCAAUUGUCAACAACUUCAAGUCCAGGCGCGACCUUAUAUGAGAUUAUCAAGCGAUGGCCACAUUGGAGUCGUACUGUUAGUUAAAAAAAAUAAUAGUUUUUUGAUCGCAUAUCGGAAUCAACAUUGCGAAAGGUUUUAAAUGCAAUUUUUAAUAUUUUAAUAAUAAUAAAAGGCUUAUUUGCUUUGAAAA